This is a messenger RNA of Lottia gigantea (owl limpet), 432 nucleotides long. RefSeq lists its product as hypothetical. Lineage: Eukaryota; Metazoa; Mollusca; Gastropoda; Lottiidae. The record is from RefSeq and is a predicted model, not a curated record. The transcript is spliced from 2 exons. The coding region runs from base 1 to 432 and encodes 143 amino acids.
AUGUCCUCGGAACGUUGGUGUUCUUCCUAUAUCGAAUCCUCUUCAUGCUACCAAUACAAACGCAUACAUACCAAGUUUGGUGAAAUUCGGAUAAGAAAUAAGAAAGUUGGUAUAAGUGAAGAUAAAUUAACAACAUUAGAAACUAAACUUAUUGAUAAUAGUGAAAUACAAAAACAAAUAGUUGGUAUUAAACAACAAUUACUUAAUGUAGUAGAUAAAACUCAAUUAGAAAAUUUAAAAUCAUUAAUAUCUAAAUUACAUGAUAAGAUAACAAAACAAAAAAUAGAUCUUAAACAGCUAAUAGAUAAUAUUAUUCCAGGCAUGAAUGAAGAUGAAUUAGCCGCAUUAGAAACCAAACUCAAUGAUAAUAGUGAAAUAGUCGCCAUUCAACAACAAUUAGACAAUCUAGUAGAUAAAACUCAGAAAGUUUAA